Molecule: messenger RNA, 597 nt
Organism: Penicillium taxi
Lineage: Eukaryota; Fungi; Ascomycota; Eurotiomycetes; Eurotiales; Aspergillaceae
Product: Tim17/Tim22/Tim23/Pmp24 family protein
Exons: 4
Coding region: 1-597 (198 amino acids)
Biological process (GO): mitochondrial respiratory chain complex I assembly
Source: RefSeq, a predicted model, not a curated record
AUGGCGAACCACCACGACGAGGAUCAUAGCUAUCACCCCAAAGAUGCUAUCUCUGCAGCAGUCAAGGCGACUGCGUUGACUGGUGGUGUUGGUCUCUUUGCCUCAGCAGUCCAGAACACUCUUACUAGACAAAAUGUCGGACCCUUGGGCGUCUUCCUCCGCAGUGGCGGUACUAUUAGUAUCUUCGCUGCGAUGGGUGGUACCUACGAGUUCGUCAAGACCGCCUCGGCCAACCUGCGCGAGAAAGAAGAUCCGCUGAACACCGCUCUGGGUGGAUUUUUCGCCGGUGCCCUCAUGGGAAUGAGAUCACGAACCUUCCCGGCUCUUUUGGGAUACGGUACCACACUAGCGGUCUCCAUGUAUGCCUUUGAUUACACCGGUGGAUCGUUGUUCGGAUACAAGAAGGACCACUCUGAGGAUGAAUUCGACCGCCGACAGAAAAUCCGCAAGAAUUAUCAAUCUCCCGCGGAGGAGACUUUCGCGCAGCUUGGCGAGGGACGUGGUAUCUACGCACCUGGCUAUGAGGAGCGUCGCAGAGCUCGAAUCCAAGAGUCUUACGGAAUUUCGGUUCCUCCGUCCCCUAUCCCCGCAUCAUAA